This is a messenger RNA of Adineta ricciae, 2274 nucleotides long. The record is from the annotation of a GenBank genome assembly. NCBI's taxonomy places the organism in Eukaryota, Metazoa, Rotifera, Eurotatoria, Adinetida, Adinetidae.
AUGCGCUUCUUCGUUUUGUUUGUCCUCAACGUAACGUUUGAUCGAGAAGAAAAACGAAUGACCCAAUCCUCAUCUGAACAAUUGCCUGUAGUUAAUAUGACUAAUGAUGAUAUUGAAUUGUUGAAACGACUCGAAGAAGAGAAUCGACGUAUCGAGUAUGACACUAAAUCUCCUGCAAAUUCAACUCAAACGAAUCACACAGGACAUCCAAAAUCACCGGAAUUACAUCAUAAACAAUUACGACAAGAUUCGAUUUCCAGUGAUGUAAGCAAUUUAACUAUCGACACGGACGGUAAUCUUGAAAGUGAAUGGAGUGUAUGGAAUAAAAUCAUCAAUAAUUGGACAACUUAUAUGAAAAAGAAGCCGCAAUGGAUAAAGGAUAUGAUUCGAGCUGGUGUUCCCAUUCAUUUUCGUCCAUUGCUUUGGCAAUGUUUAGGUAAAGUUGAAACAUCGCAUGUGAAAGGCAAAUAUGCUGAGUAUAUGAAAAUGACUUCGCCAUGCGAGAAAGUUAUUCGUCGAGAUAUUUCUCGUACAUAUCCCGAUCACGAGUUCUUCAAAGAAAAACAUGGCAUUGGACAAGAGCGUCUAUUCAAUGUUAUUAAAGCAUACUCGUUAUACGAUCGAGAAGUGGGUUAUUGUCAAGGUAUUGGAUUUAUUGUUGGAUUAUUAUUGAUGCAUAUGCCGGAGGAAGACGCUUUUGCUGUGUUAGUCUCGAUGAUGCAAGAUUUGAGUAUGCGCGAUAUGUACAAACCAGAUAUGUUUUAUUUGGGCUUAUGUAUCUUUCAAUUCGAGACAAUGAUUCAGGAAUUUCUUCCAGAUCUUUAUCGACAUUUUCAAGUCGAAAAUUUUAGUACAUCGACCUAUGCAUCCAGUUGGUUCUUAACCUUAUUUACAAAUCAAUUUCCAUUUAUUGUUGCAUGUCGAACAAUGGAUUUAUUUUUGAGUGAAGGUAUCGAGAUUAUAUUCCGUAUGGGCAUUGCUCUACUCGAAAUUCAUCAAGAUCAUUUAAUGCUUUUAUGUAUGGAUGAUAUGUUGAAAUACUUUCAAAAGGACGUACCAAUCAAACAUGAAACGGAUCAUGAAUCUCUAUUCCAACGUGCUUUUUCUGUGCAAUAUAAUAGUAAAAAGAUGAAAAAAUUAGAAAAAGAAUACAAUAUUAUUCGUAAAGAAGAGCAAGAAGAGCAGAUUGAAGUUCGAAGAUUACGAAAUGAAAAUCGCUUAUUGAAACAACGAGUGGAAAAUCUGGAGAAAGAAAGUGCAACAUUAGCAAAUCGUCUAAUUGAAGGACAAGUAUCCAAUGCGCAAUAUGCCGAAGAAUCUUAUCAAUUGAAACGUGAAAAUUGUACUUUAAAAAAACAAUUAGAUGAGAAACUUAAGAAUACAACGUUCUCCUCAUCCGGUCACAAUUCUGUUCAGUUAACCAGUCCAACAGAAUUAGAGAUGCUACGUGAAACAGUAGAGAAAUUAAACAUGGAGAAUCGUAACUUGCAAUCAACGCCUCACAUCGAAAUAGCGGCGUUACAAGAAGAAUUAACAUUAGUCAAAAUGCGCGAUGCUGAAGCUCAAGUCAGUAUGAAUGAACUUCGACAGCGCAUAGCAGAUCUUAAUCGCGAAUGGCAAUUACAUGAUAGUACAUGUAAAACUCUCCGUGAGAGUAAUCAAGCCAAUGAGUCUAAUGAUGCUUAUGAUUUGAUUGCUCAUGAAUUGUUAUCGUUGAAAAUGCGUGAAGCUCAAACCGAUUGUGAUAAUAAGGCUCUUUCCCAGCAGAUCAUGGAUUUAGAAACACAGAAACAAGUUAUAUAUAAUCAAAUCAAACGGCAAGAUGAUGAAAUUCAACGGAUGCGCUUGGAAUUAGAUGAAUCACGAGUACGUGAACAGGAGUUACGAGCGCAGUUAAACGAAACGAAAAAUCAAAUGCAUGACGGAGAAUUACGACUAAAAGAAGAUUCCAUGAUGUUACGAAUCCGUGAAGCUGAGAGUACACAAGCGAUUGGAGAUUUGCGUCAAAGAAUAGCGGAGCUCGAAGUUCAAAAUCAAGAAUUAAUCACACGUGGUCAAAUUAUGGACAACCGAGAUCUUCAAGAGAAACUUCUCGAAUUACAAGAUGAGCCGAAGUUUUCUUUUCGAUCCAUGAGUAUUUCAAGCUCUGGUUUUCUUUUUUUCGAUUGCUGCUCUACGAUAAUUCAUUUGUUUUCGUUCACAGGUGAUGCGUCUGCGUUUGCUGCCAACGAUCCAUCGGAAUCAUUCGACGUCGACGGAUCCACGUCGUCUUGA